This is a messenger RNA of Symbiodinium natans, 1032 nucleotides long. NCBI's taxonomy places the organism in Eukaryota, Dinophyceae, Suessiales, Symbiodiniaceae. The record is from the annotation of a GenBank genome assembly.
AUGCAGAAACGCGGCCAGGGAUCAAAGGCUGCCCUCAUCGACGUUAACAAGGCCAUCGGUGCGUGCAAGCGCUGCAAGGACUGGCAGGGAGCUUUGCUCCUCUUGCAGGGCUUGGCCGCACAGAACCUACAGGCCGACGUCAUUUCCUACACCGCCGCCAUCGGUGCGUGUGAGAAGUCAGGAAGGUGGCAGCAGGGGCUUCGACUUCUGCAUGAGGUCUUCGCCAGUGGCCUUCAGCCCAAUGCGAUCACCUUCACUGCAGCCCUCGCCCUGUGCGACAAGUCGGGGAGGUGGGAGGAAGCCUUGGCGCUCCUGGCCCAGUGUGGCCUUCUCAGGCUUCAAGCCGACCUCGCGCUGCUGAAUGCGGCCAUGAGCGCCUGCGCCAAGGGCAGCUGGACCUGCGCCCUGGAGCUGCUCGCCGGCGCGGGGCGGCGGUCGGUGCAGACGGACCUGAUCUCGGCCAACGCCUGCGUGAGCGCGUGCGCCAAGGCUGUGCAGUGGCAGCAAGCCCUCUGGAUCCUCGCAGGGAUGGAGCCGAAGCGCCUGGAGCCGGACGUGAUCACCUACAGCGCCGCCGUCAGCGCCCUGGAGUCCGAGUGGGAGCUGGCCCUGCACUUCUUGCGGCUUGGGAAGCCCAACGCCAUCACCUACAACUCCGCCAUCACGGCCCUUGGGGCCUGCAGCCAGUGGCGCUUGGCCUUGGAGUUGAUCAGGGAGAUGCCCUCCAGACACGUGCGGGCCACGACCGUGACGCACAAUGCGGCCAUCACCGCCUGCGAACGAGCCUCCGAGUGGCAGCGGGCCUUCCGGGCCUUUCUCCGGCUGCUUCAGGGCUCCGAGGGCUCCCCGGAGGGCUCCAACAAGGGCGCCGCGGAGGCGGACGUCGUGACCUUGAACGCAGCGCUGAGCGCUGCCUCCCAUGCCGCCGAAUGGCAGCAGGCGCCCGGGGGGUUGUUUUUGGAGGUUUGGGGUGGUUUUUGGGCAGUGCGUUUAGCCUCCCCUGAUUCCCCUGAUGUUGUCAUUCUCUUCUGA